Messenger RNA from Drepanopeziza brunnea f. sp. 'multigermtubi' MB_m1, 2499 nucleotides. RefSeq lists its product as uncharacterized. Lineage: Eukaryota; Fungi; Ascomycota; Leotiomycetes; Helotiales; Drepanopezizaceae. Gene Ontology annotation, molecular function: tRNA (guanine(10)-N2)-methyltransferase activity; RNA binding. Gene Ontology annotation, cellular component: nucleus. The record is from RefSeq and is a predicted model, not a curated record. Gene Ontology annotation, biological process: tRNA N2-guanine methylation.
AUGCAAGCAUCGCUGACCAUCGAGAGUAACAGAGCAAUAAAGGUGGAUCUGAUCUCGGAAGAGAAUAUACCUGAACAACUUCGAGACAGAAAUUCGCAUUGCAUGAUCUCGCCAGUUCGCAUAACAGGAGAAUUGCAGAAAAACUUCGAGAUCGAGCACGUUCAAGUUGUUCAAGCCUCGCUGGACAGAUCGACACCGCCCGGGCAGAAUAAUAAAUUGAGUAGGAGAAAUGCAAUAUCCCGACCUCGACUGUUGAGAACAACAUUCUCUUCGUCGGCAACCAUGGUGCCAACCACGCUUUCCGCCAUCACAGCUGUCCCAGCAGCCGGCCAGCAGAUCCUCCACGAAGGCAAGGAAUACACGACCGUACAGGAAGGAUUGGCGUAUAUCCUUACGCCAGCUUCAGGCCCCGCCGUUCCGCAGACAGCUCCUAAGGGCGACAAUCAACAGCAAUCUGUGUUUUACAAUCCUAUUCAGCAAUUCAAUCGAGACUUGAGUGUUCUGGUGAUCAAGGCGUACGGGGAGGCGCUGUUAGAAAAGAAGCAACAGGAUGUCGAGAAGCAUAAGCAGAGGAUUGCUGCGCGAAAGGAGGAGAGAAAGCGGAAGCGGGAAGAGGAGGGGCUGAGUGAUGUUUCGAGGAAGGCAAGCAAAGUGGAUAAUGGAUCGCAUCCACCAAAGCGAGAGGCUGAACAAGGAGAAGAUGGCAAUGAUACGGUCAUGAGGGAUACAGAAGCUCUUGCUACCAAAGCGGGAACAACUGCUCCUACGGACGAAUCAAUCCUGGCCGUCACAGAGAGCCGCGCUGCCCUUCCGACCCCAGAAAAUGGAACAGAAGCUCCAAAACCCAAGCCGACAGGAAAUGCUCAAUCUGCCGAGAGCAAGAAGGAUAAAUUCACUUUCACAAUCCUUGACGCUUUAUCUGCCACUGGACUAAGAGCCCUUCGAUACGCCCAAGAGAUCCCUUUUACCACUUCCAUCACGGCGAAUGACCUUCUACCGGAAGCUACGAAAACGAUUGAAUUGAACAUCAGACACAACAAAUUACAGGGCAAGAUAACGGCCGUAACUAGCAAUGCCAUGGCACAUAUGUACAGCAAAUUGGGCGAGGACUGCAGAGACGAAAAGGGUAGACCUCAGCCCUCCACAAAAUACGACGUGAUCGACCUAGAUCCGUACGGAACAGCGGCCCCGUUCUUGGAUGCAGCAGUACAGGCAGUUCGGGACGAUGGUGGACUUUUAUGUGUGACUUGCACCGAUGCUGGAGUCUGGGCAUCGAAUGGCUACCCGGAGAAGGCUUUCUCGCUGUAUGGAGGAACUACGAUCAAGGGACCUCAAUCGCAUGAGGGUGGACUGAGACUUAUCUUGCAUGCAAUUGCAGCCUCCGCAGCACGGUAUGGCCUUGCUAUGGAACCUUUGCUGUCCCUCUCCAUUGACUUCUAUGCUCGAGUCUUCGUUCGCAUCCAUAAGUCACCAGCCGAUGUCAAAUUUCUGGCUGGUAAGACGAUGGUUGUAUACAAUUGUGAUACCGGCUGCGGAGCCUGGACCACGCAGACAGUGGGAAAAAACAAACUGCUGGGGAACAAGAAGGGCGGCGGUCACUACUGGAAGCAUGUUUACGGUCAAGGGCCAUCAGUUGGCGAAACUUGCCAACAUUGCGGAUCCAAAACUCACAUCGCAGGACCCAUGUACGCUGGCCCAAUCCAUGAUCCCGAUUUCAUCAAGCGGAUACUAGAUGGGCUGCCAAAUGUUUCCAAGGACACAUACCACACGACUACGCGGAUCGAGGGAAUGUUGAACCUCGCCAUGGAGGAAAGCUUCCUCGACGUUGAGGAUCCUGACUCGCCAACGGCGAAAUCGAAAACCGGGAGGUGGGAUCCUGCGGCCCUAGAUCCUGCCCCGUUUCUAUUCAUCCCAUCCACCCUCUCCAAAGUCAUCCACUGCGUCACACCUAUCGAAAAUGCCGUUCGAGGCGCAAUCAUCCAUCUCGGAUACCGCGUCACGAGAUCUCACACCAAAGCUGGAAGUCUCAAGACAAAUGCGCCCUGGGAGGUCAUUUGGGAGAUCAUGAGAGAGUGGACGAGGCAGAAGGCGCCGAUCAAGGAAGGUGCGCUGAGGGAAACCACGGCGGGUUACCGGAUUAUGCAAAUGGGGAAAGCGAAGAAAGCAGACCAGGCUGGGAUGGACGGUGAUGCGGAGAAAGAUGCGCCAGGUGAAAAGAAAUUUGAGGUUGUGUUUGACGAGAAGUUGGGGGCGGAGAAGGAUAAGAAGAAGCUGGUGAGGUAUCAACUGAACCCGAGAGAGAACUGGGGCCCGAUGGCGCGAGCGAAAGGCCACACCUCGUUAGCUAGCUGUCCGCGCUAUCAACCAAUGAUGGCAAGUGCCGUAUUUGGUCAUUGGAUCCUCGCUUCUCCUUGCCCGAGUCUCGUUAGCCAAGAAUCCCAGGCUGCAGCCUCUAGCGAAGUCAACAAAGGCCCGCGCCAGCGCCGUUCUAAAGGGUAA